Messenger RNA from Cavia porcellus (domestic guinea pig), 3079 nucleotides. It is a transcript of the gene Prkd2, whose product is annotated as protein kinase D2. Bases 321 to 2945 code for a protein of 874 amino acids. The transcript has 19 exons. Gene Ontology annotation, biological process: protein phosphorylation. The record is from RefSeq and is a predicted model, not a curated record. Gene Ontology annotation, molecular function: ATP binding; protein serine/threonine kinase activity. Lineage: Eukaryota; Metazoa; Chordata; Mammalia; Rodentia; Caviidae.
CGGCGUCACCAAGGCCCGCGCCGAUUGGCCGACUGCGCAGUCGUUCCGGACACUUCCUUCUGGGCCGCCGCCGCGGACUUAAACUUUGAAGGGGAAAAAAGAGCCACCUACGCUGUGCGACCACCCUUGCUCCCCAUCCCACCCCGCCUCCGGAUCCUUGCCAUCCUCGGUCCCUCAACCUGCCGGCUUUCUCUCCGCGGACCCCUGCGCUCCUUCCACCACCCCACAGGCUCCUUCGUUCAUCUCGAAGACGCGGGUUCCCAGGGCUCCUGCAGCCGGAUUUCGGGUGGCCGCCGGGCUGUGGGGCCAGGCCUGCCCCAAUGGCCGCCGCCCCUUCCCACGCCGCCGGGCUCCCGUGCUCUCCGAGACCGGGGUCCCCUCUCUCCGCCGGCGGCUUGGAGCUACACUCGCCACCGCAGGCCCUGGUGCCCCAGGCCCCUGCUCCCGGGAUCUCCUUCCACAUUCAGAUCGGCCUGACCCGUGAGUUCGUGCUGUUGCCGGCUGCCUCUGAGUUGGCCCAUGUGAAGCAGCUAGCUUGUUCCAUCGUGGACCAGAAGUUCCCGGAGUGUGGCUUCUAUGGCCUUUAUGACAAAAUCCUGCUCUUCAAACAUGACCCCACGUCGGCCAACCUCCUGCAGCUGGUGCGCUCGGCCGGGGACAUCCAGGAGGGCGAUCUGGUGGAGGUGGUACUGUCUGCCUCUGCCACCUUUGAGGACUUCCAGAUCCGACCGCACGCGCUUACGGUGCACUCCUAUCGCGCACCUGCCUUCUGCGACCACUGCGGGGAGAUGCUCUUCGGCCUGGUGCGCCAGGGCCUCAAGUGCGAUGGUUGCGGGCUGAACUACCACAAACGCUGCGCCUUCAGCAUCCCCAACAACUGCAGCGGGGCCCGCAAGCGGCGCCUGUCCUCCACGUCUCUGGCCAGUGGCCACUCAGUGCGCCUUGGCAGCUCUGAGUCCCUGCCCUGCACGGCUGAGGAGCUGAGCCGUAGCACCACGGACCUCCUGCCUCGACGCCCACCCUCCUCCUCCUCCUCAUUCUACACGGGCCGCCCCAUUGAGCUGGACAAGAUGCUGCUCUCCAAGGUCAAGGUGCCACACACCUUCCUCAUCCACAGCUACACUCGGCCCACCGUUUGCCAGGCUUGCAAGAAACUCCUCAAGGGCCUCUUCCGUCAGGGCCUGCAGUGCAAAGACUGCAAGUUUAAUUGCCAUAAACGCUGUGCUACUCGUGUCCCUAACGACUGUCUGGGAGAGGCGCUCAUCAAUGGAGACAUGCCGAUGGAGGAGGCCUCUGAUUUCAAUGAUUCCGACAAGACCGCCCUCCUCAUGGAUGAGUCAGAUGACUCCGGUGUCAUCCCAGGAUCCCACUCUGAAAAUGCCCUUCAUGCCAGUGAGGAGGAGGAAGGCGAAGAAGGCAAGGCUCAGAGCUCCCUGGGCUACAUUCCCCUGAUGAGGGUGGUGCAGUCAGUGCGACACACAACGCGGAAAUCCAGCACCACGCUCCGGGAGGGGUGGGUGGUUCAUUACAGCAACAAGGACACCCUGAGGAAGCGGCACUACUGGCGCCUGGACUGCAAGUGCAUCACGCUGUUCCAGAACAACACGACCAACAGAUACUACAAGGAAAUUCCGCUGUCAGAAAUCCUCUCGGUGGAGCCCUCUCAGAACUUCAGCCUUGUGCCACCAGGCACCAACCCACACUGCUUCGAGAUCAUCACUGCCAAUGCCACCUACUUCGUGGGCGAGACACCUGGCGGGGCCCCAGGCGGGCCGAGUGGGCAGGGGGCUGAGGCCGCCCGGGGCUGGGAGAUGGCCAUCCGCCAGGCCCUGAUGCCUGUCAUCCUCCAGGAUGCCCCCAGCACCCCAGGCCAUGCACCGCACAGACAAGCUUCCCUGAGCAUCUCUGUGUCCAACAGUCAGAUCCAGGAGAAUGUGGACAUUGCCACUGUCUACCAGAUCUUCCCGGAUGAGGUGCUGGGCUCAGGGCAGUUUGGAGUGGUCUAUGGAGGAAAGCACCGGAAGACCGGCCGGGAUGUGGCAGUGAAGGUCAUUGAUAAACUGCGCUUCCCCACCAAGCAGGAAAGUCAGCUGCGCAACGAGGUUGCCAUUCUCCAGAGUCUGCGGCACCCUGGAAUCGUGAACCUGGAGUGCAUGUUCGAGACGCCCGAGAAAGUGUUUGUGGUGAUGGAGAAGCUUCAUGGGGACAUGCUGGAGAUGAUCCUCUCCAGCGAGAAGGGCCGGCUGCCCGAGCGCCUCACCAAGUUCCUUAUCACCCAGAUCCUGGUUGCUUUGCGGCACCUUCACUUCAAGAACAUCGUCCACUGUGACUUGAAACCAGAAAACGUGUUGCUGGCUUCAGCAGACCCGUUUCCUCAGGUGAAGCUGUGUGACUUCGGCUUCGCCCGCAUCAUCGGUGAGAAGUCAUUCCGGCGCUCUGUGGUGGGCACACCCGCGUACCUGGCACCCGAGGUGCUGCUCAACCAGGGCUACAACCGCUCUCUGGACAUGUGGUCGGUGGGUGUGAUCAUGUAUGUUAGCCUCAGCGGCACGUUCCCCUUCAACGAGGACGAGGACAUCAGCGACCAGAUCCAGAACGCAGCCUUCAUGUACCCAGCCAACCCCUGGAGCCUCAUCUCCACUGGAGCCAUUGACCUCAUCAACAACCUGCUACAAGUCAAGAUGCGCAAGCGCUACAGUGUGGACAAGUCUCUCAGCCACCCCUGGUUACAGGAGUACCAGACGUGGCUGGACCUCCGUGAGCUGGAGAGGAAGAUGAGCGAGCGGUACAUCACCCACGAGAGUGACGAUGCACGCUGGGAGCAGUUUGUGGCAGAACAUCCGCUGCCCGGCCCUGGGCUGCCCACCCACGUAGAGCUUGCUGGGGCCCAUUUGCCGCAGGACCACGAGAUGCAGGGCCUGGCAGAGCGCAUCAGCGUCCUCUGAGCCUGGUGCCUGGCCCACCCGCUGCUCUCCAUGACAUCCCAAGGAUGAACUGUUUUGGGGGCUGAAGGGGGAAGGGAGAACCCCAGUCCCCAAGAACCCUGCCCAACAAUUAAAAUGGACUGGACUAUGCCAUA